AUGCCAGAGCAGUCGACUCCAACAGACAUGGUAAACCAAUUGGGAAAGUUUCUUCCAAGAUUAGCUGAGAAAACAGAGCCAUUGAGAGCCUUGACCUCUAAGUCGGAGUGGAUACCAACAGCUGUGUCAUCAGAUGCAUCAGCAUAUGGUCUAGGAGCUGUUAUUCGACAGAAGCAAGACAAUGGAGAAUGGAAACCAAUUGCAUACGCAUUAAGGCGUUUAGAAAAACUACCUUUACGAGUUCAACGAUUCAGAUUACGACUGAUGCAGUAUCAAUUCACUAUUUCUCAUGUACCAGGUCGCAACAUUCAUACUCCAGAUACUUUACCAAGUUGUCCAGUCUGUGAAAAUCGAGCAAAUUUGCAAAGCCAGGACUUAGCAACAGCAUCUAACGAGUAUGUCGACGAAAUACUUGAUUCCCUACCAGUGCAAACAAAAAAAACUUUGGCCAAACUAAGAGGGCAACAAGAUGCAGACGAAACGUGCUACCAGCUGAAGCAAUUCUGUAGGAGCGGAUGGCCGCCUAAACACAAGCUCAAAGGAGAUAUCAAGAAAUUCUGGGCAGUUUUAUCAGAAUUGCCUGUGAAAAUGGCCUAUUACUACGUGGUAGCCGACUGGUUACCCCUACCUCGAUGCAAGCAGAGAUUUUGCAAAAGCUUUAUUUGGGACACAUUGGCAUUACUAAAUGUAGAGAGAGCGCACGAUCAGCAUCGACUGUGGCAAACAUUGGGCACUGAUUCGUUCGAGUGGAAGGGGAAGUUUUUUCUACUAGUUAUAGAUUACUACCCCAGAUAUCCUAAAGUUGUUUCUUUGUCAAGCACAUCGUCCAAAGAGGUGAUAGACAAGAUGAAAGCCAUGUUUGCUCGACACGGCAGACUAGAGGUCAGAUCAGAUAAUGGUCCUCAGUACGCCUUGGAGAUAUUUGCACAGUUUGCAAAAGACGACUUUUUCAUACAACGAGCAGUCCACAUACCCUCAAUCGAAUGGAGAAGCCGAGCGAAUGGUACAGACUGUGAAGAAACUUCUAACAAAGAGUGA
Molecule: messenger RNA, 1038 nt
Organism: Corticium candelabrum
Lineage: Eukaryota; Metazoa; Porifera; Homoscleromorpha; Homosclerophorida; Plakinidae
Exons: 4
Coding region: 1-1038 (345 amino acids)
Molecular function (GO): nucleic acid binding
Source: RefSeq, a predicted model, not a curated record